Aedes aegypti (yellow fever mosquito) is the source of this 3721-nucleotide messenger RNA. Its product is annotated as protein daughterless. NCBI's taxonomy places the organism in Eukaryota, Metazoa, Arthropoda, Insecta, Diptera, Culicidae. Gene Ontology annotation, molecular function: protein dimerization activity; RNA polymerase II cis-regulatory region sequence-specific DNA binding; DNA-binding transcription factor activity, RNA polymerase II-specific. Gene Ontology annotation, cellular component: transcription regulator complex. The record is from RefSeq and is a predicted model, not a curated record. Gene Ontology annotation, biological process: regulation of transcription by RNA polymerase II. The transcript is spliced from 12 exons. The coding region runs from base 488 to 2392 and encodes 634 amino acids.
GACCGAGUUCAGUUAUCGUUUCGCUCGCGCACCGUGCUGAUGUGUUCUCACGUUAGCUCCCGUGUCGUGCUCGUGGAUAAUCAUCAUUGUUGCCCUUUUUCCUUUCUUCGGUAGCCUACUGUAUACGGGUUCCGUUUUUUUGAAUGGUGUUGUAGCAGAGAGACUCUUCGUACUUUAGUGUGAUAGUGUGUGUCGGUGCUCCAUUGAGAGGCAGUGAAAGAACAUCAGCGAAUCAUUCAUCGCGCACGCACACACUGCAAACCGAAACAAUACCUUGUGCAGUGCGCUCUGUGCUUUUUACGGAUUUGGGGGUAGGCAGCAAGCGAGAGUGCUUGUGUUUGAGUGCGCUUUGCGGGCGAGCACUCGCUCUGUGUUUUUGUGUGUUGGUGCUCCCAGAGAGAAGAGUGAUCAGAAGAACAUCAUCAUCAUCAUCAUCAUAAUCAUCACACAAGGAACGAAUCGCGGGGAGUAGCAGAGAGAUAUCAAAAUGGCUACUAGCGAUGAUGAACAUUACCAUCUCUACGAAGUGUUUCAAAAUUGUUUCAACAAAAUCGCAAACAAACAGCCUGAAAAAGCAGGCUAUCAGUCUCCAUAUGGCGGCAUGGACAAUGGCGUGUACACGCCGGAGGAAUAUACUCACGAAAGCCCGGUGUCCGGGGGACAGAGGUACACAUCACCCAAGGCGGGUGGCGGACUGUACCAACCAGAUGCGUACUAUGACGCGCCGGGUGGUUCCUGGUAUCCCUCAUCGUCCAGCGGUGCUUACGCGCCUCAUUCGGCAGGUUCCGCAUAUCACAACGUAGGCCACGGAGCGCACCUCGGUGGACCCCAGCAUAGCCAUGAACAGUACGCAAUGUCGCCGGUCGGCGUUCCCCACAUGGAUGGACAUCUAAGCCAAAAUCAAACACAAGCACUUCCACCGAUGAGCACGUUCCGGGGAAACACCGCCCAGAUACCGCCAAUUGGACCCCAGGGACAGAACUCACCCGCAAUCUACAACGCAAUCGCAGGACAUCACAAUCAGCAUGCACAGCAUAGUCCAAUUGUACAAAAUGACACCCUCGUCGGCAAUGCACUGAAAACGAUGUACCCCACUGAUCAGAGUAUUAGCAGUUACGGUUCAAACCCAACGACACCAGUGAACUCACCUCCUCCACUAACAUCACAGCAGCAAGCGGCAGCAGCCGCCGCCGCAGCCGCAGCCCUCGCCCAACAGCAGUCUUCUGCGGCCGCGAGUAUACACGGCUCCGGAGCGACGGCCGGUUCGUCCAGCGGCGGUGCAGGUUCCUCAGCCACGACGUCCUCCGCGGCAGCUGCGGCAGCGGCAGCAGCAGCAGUAGCAGCGGCCGCUUCCGGUGGACCCUGGCAACAAAUCAACCCUGUGAUCAACAACGGCGCUGGACCGGCUGGAGCGGCAGGAUCCGCGGCUGCCGCGGUGGUAGCGGCCGCAGCUCUCAACGGUCUACCCAACGGUUCCUAUGCCCCCGAACUAGUGCACCGAGGCCUGCAGCACAUGGCAAACUCGCCGGAGAUUCAACCGCUGGACGAUGCGAUUGUGUCGCUGCUCCGGGAACACUCGGAGAACGGAACGGGCACCCGCAUGGAGGAACGCUUGGACGACGCCAUCAACAUCCUGCGGAAUCACUGCGAACCGCAGGUCGGUGUGUCGCUCUCUUCGAUCGAUGCCGGUUCGCCGUACGGUCCGGCCGGGGCCUCGAUCAUUCCACCUGGCACUUCCGGCGGUGGUUCCUCCUCAUCACAGCUGCACGGCCAAGACUCGACCAGUGAUCUACCAGUGACGGCGGCGGCGGCCGUGGCAGCCGGCCUAGUACCAGUGAAAACCGAAAGAUUACCCAGCACACCGGUCGCGAUGAACAGUAAGAAACGCAAAGAACCGCCAGAUUCAGAUACCAAACCCAGCAGUUCCGUACCAGGUUCCACCAAGGGUGCCAAGCGGCAGCGUAAAUAUAAAAAUUCACGUAGUUGUUCCAGUGCUGACGAUGACGACGACGACGAUGAUAUCGAUCCCCUGACGAAGGAUCGAAAGGAGAAGGAACGAAGACAGGCCAACAAUGCCCGCGAAAGAAUACGUAUCCGGGAUAUCAACGAAGCACUGAAAGAACUGGGCCGCAUGUGCAUGUCGCAUCUAAAGUCCGACAAACCACAAACCAAACUCGGCAUACUGAACAUGGCCGUGGAGGUGAUCAUGACGCUCGAACAGCAAGUUCGGGAACGCAAUCUGAACCCAAAAGCCGCCUGCUUAAAGCGGCGAGAGGAGGAAAAAGCCGAAGACGGCCCCAAACUGCCCCCUCACAUACUACACCAAACGCCGUACCCCUCACUACCCGGCCCGCCGCCAAAUCUUCCCCACAACCCCGGGCCACCACAAUAGCAUAAUAACUUUAAUAACCUUAUUCGAAGAUAACACUGCAAGCAGCAUACAUGUACAUAUACUAGAGCAGCGGGAACCGUUGCAACAGCCGCAGCCACCGCAGCUUCUUCAGCAGUAGAAGAAGCAACAGCAGCAGCAGUGUCAAAAUCAACAGUAGUGGGUGAAUCGUGUGAGUGCUGGACGGGUGCCGAUUGGUGGAUGUGGUUGUAAGCGGGAAGAGUGAUUGAAUGGGUGAUCAGAAUGUGAGGAAGGUUUGUGACACUGAUCUGGAAAUGGGAACGAAAUAUUGCGCUAUCCUUUUAAGUAGCUGUCUGUAUUGUCAAUCGGAACGAGUAACGGAUUUUAGAGGAGAGGUAGAUCGAACGAUUCGGGAGGUUAAGGAAUUGAUCGGGGAGAUCGGGAACAGACUAGAAUUGGAGAAACAUACGCCGCGAACCCUUCCUCGUCAUGAGUUCAGUAAAACAACUAGAGAGUGCUAGGUAUUGAAAGUUAGAGAAGCUUAUUUUUAUUGUUAAUGAAGGAAUUAUAACAUCACAUCGAUCAGACUGUGUUUCACAUGUAGGAGUUUCAACUUUUUCAAAAAAUUUCGAAUUGGACAACUGGGGGUUAAGCAGUGUCGUUUUUUUUAACGGGAAUAGGGAUUAUUUUCGUGAACUCGUGUGAACCAAAAAGAAGAAUAAGGUUUGCCAAACAUAAUGGACUAAAUGGAAUGAGAUACUGGAAUUUUGAUCUGCUUGGAAUGUUCAAUUAUCAAUGUAAUCAAAUGUUUCAAACACAUCAAAGUUCGUCAUUGAUAUACAGUCUCUUCAAAAUCAAUAUCUCCUCAAAUUACUGUAUAUGCCUAAGUGAUCCUGUCAUGGAACGAGUCCCAAGGUUCCAAAGUCCUUAUGAGUUUUUACGAAGGGUUUAAAGAACUCCUCGAUGCUUGAUGGACGAAUAACCCAUCCGUUGAUUGUCUUUCCAACAAUAUUCUCCCUUCACCUACUUUUACUUUCCGUACAGUCAGUUUUCUUUCAGUCCAUGUAUUGACAAAUUAUGUGUUGUCAAUUACACAACAAUUCAUUUCCGUGUUACACGUUGUUGACGCACAUUCCAGCGUUUGUGAGGUCAGUGCCGUGAAAUGGCCAGCUGACGACGAACUUUUCUUCCGGACUUUCUGCCUUCUAGUAUUUUCCGCCUUUUGUUUCUUUCGGCCUUUUGGUGUUUUUGAACUCAGAUGCAUCACCGGCCACAAAAGCAUACCGCCUUCUAGUAUUCUGUCUUAUGGUUUGCCACAUUCUGAACUUCUUCCUUUAGGACUCAGCAAAAAUAUCGAUUCAGGGAACUGAA